Salvelinus fontinalis (brook trout) is the source of this 4713-nucleotide messenger RNA. RefSeq names its product transmembrane protein 175 (gene tmem175). The transcript is spliced from 11 exons. Gene Ontology annotation, molecular function: potassium ion leak channel activity; proton channel activity. Lineage: Eukaryota; Metazoa; Chordata; Actinopteri; Salmoniformes; Salmonidae. Gene Ontology annotation, cellular component: lysosome; endosome. The record is from RefSeq and is a predicted model, not a curated record. The coding region runs from base 156 to 1721 and encodes 521 amino acids.
GCCUUGCCAUUAAACUGGCUCUUCCGGUAUCUUCACGAUCCCACUCAGCUCAGCUGUCAUUCUUAUUUGCAAACAAAGAUCCCGUGCUCGGAUGUUUGCAGCUCCACCGCCCGUCCACCCCGUUUGUCACUUGAAUCUUGCCGUCAUCGGUUAAAAUGGGAGAAAACGGCGACACCGAGAUCAUAGAGCAUCAUGUUGACGAGGAGAUGGAGAAAAAGAGGAUAUUAAGAAGCCAUGGUUCUUCGUUCAUGGAGAGUGUUACACCGUCGGAGAGGGAUGGACACAGUAGUACGCAGUCUUCCCACAGGCUACUGGCGUACAGUGAUGCGCUCAUCUCAAUCAUAGCCACUGUUAUGAUAUUACCUGUUGCACAUACAAAGGUCCAAGAUAACGAGGAAUUGAAGGAGAGUCUGCAGGUUCUGCUCACCACCAAGAUAGCUGUGUACCUGAUGACCUUCCUCAUAGUGACCGUAGCAUGGGCUGCUCAUAUCAGGUUAUUUCAAGUCAUUGAACGUAUUGAUGACUGCCUUGCACUUCUCAACCUAGCUUGUAUGAUGCUUAUCACCUUUCUACCGUACACAUUCUCCCUCAUGGCGACGUUUCCUGAGAACAUCUUGGGAAUCCUCCUGUUCUGUGCCUGUGUCAUGGUGUUAGGCUUCAUUCAGGCUGUUAUAGUGGUGUACGGCUUCAGCCGCCCGUUCCUGCUCAACGACCAGAUCCAGGUGUCGGAGAACCAGGUGUUCUAUAAACAUCACAUCCUGAAGGUCAUCAUGAGGGUCCCCAUCAUGUGCUUCUUCGCUAGUAUCUUCUCAUUCAUCUUCUUUCAGAUAUCCUAUGUGAUCCUAGCCAUCGUAAUCUUCCUGCCUUACAUCUCUCAGUCUCUAAAAUGGUGCCGCAGCAAAGCAAUCGGCCAGGUGGAGGAGACGCCAGAUUCCAUGAUGUUCUAUACGUACCAUCCAAACGAACCCCUCAGCAAGGAGAGGGUGGAGGCCUUCAGCGAUGGCGUGUUCGCCAUCGUAGCUACUCUACUCAUCUUAGAUAUAUGUGAGGACAAUGUACCCGACCCAGUGAUGGUCCAGAAACAGUAUGGUGGGAGUCUGGUGGCGGCCCUGCAGAACUAUGGUCCAGAGUACCUGGCCUAUUUUGGCUCCUUCGCUACCGUGGCUCUCCUCUGGUUCGUCCAUCACUCUCUCUUCCUUCACGUCACCAGGACCACUCGUUUCAUGGGCCUCCUCAACACCUUCUCUCUGGCCUUCGUAGGGGGCCUGCCCUUGGCCUACCAGCUGACCCACGAGUUCCCCCGUAACUCCCGCAACGAGCUGGAGGCCAUCCAGAUCAGCUGCGUCAUCAUCUUCUUUGCCGGCGUCUUCCAGCUCGCCAUCUGGGUGGCGGCGUUGUUCAGCGAACGCGAGACGCUACACCCUUAUGUGCGUUACGGCGGCCGCGAGCACGCCUUCAUGUUGGCCAAGCUGGCGCUGUACCCGUGCGUGGCCCUCGGGACCUUCUUCCUCACCUGUAUUCUCAGUAAGUUCAGCGCGUCCAUUUUCCACCUGAUGGAGAUUACGGUGCCGUUUGCUUUCCUGUUGCUGAGGCUGCUGGUCAGAGGCGGGCUGGCGCUGCUGCGCCUCAUAUUCUGCCCCGAUGGGCCGGAGACGAGGAGUGCUCUGGAGGAAGAGGAGGAAGAGGAGGCUAGGAUGCCCUUCAAUACCAUGAUCACUUAGUGGUUGUCAUCUAGCUAGAUGGUCAAUUUGCUCUGGGUCUGUAUUCACAAAUGUUGCCUAGUAGGAGUGCUGAUCUAGGCUCAGUUUUGACAUUUAUAUCAUAAUGUGUAUAUAAUGAAUAAGAUUAUAUGGACGAGUGGGUAGCUGAUCCUAGAUCAGCUUUGUGAAUACAGGCUCUGGACUGGGGACGUGGUCUGUCGGACAGAUGUACAGUAGCUACAGCUCGUCUUGACCUCUGAGGUUGAUUCCAUUUGAACUGCACAUUCAGUUUGUAUUGAUGAGUAAUUUUCUUUUCAAAUUGGUUUAUGUAAGUCAAGUUUAAAUGUCAAGUGAAAUGGAAUGGAAUUGGUCCCACGGUAAGCUGGUAGUUUAAGGGAAAUGGCACUGAACCAGAGAAGUGGAGAGUACAACCAAUGUAAUUGACAGCCCUCCAUUUUUAUCUGACUUCUUGAAUAAUGGUUUAUUGUUUACCGUUGAGAAUCUAGUCUGUUUGUGCCAACAUUAUAUUCCAAACAUGUUUGGCCUGACAAGGCACAGGGGUCGUGUUAAGAGUUCAGAAAUCUGCAUUUUAAACCAUUUCACCUGCGUUUUUAAUAUUGAAAGUCAAGUUUCUGUUGUUUGCUUCAAUAGAGUGAUCAGGGGCGUGCAGGUAUAGUUUUCCUUCACAGGAAAUACAUUAGUGCAACACAUUCACAAAACAGCUUCAUUUUCAUCAGAUGACAACAGAAGUGCAAACGCUAUUUGGCUAGCAGUCACUCAAGUAAAUGAGCUUACAAUUAAAAAGCAAGGUAUUUGUUUUUGCUAAAACGAUGCAUGGCCAUCCGAUUUCAGUUUAUCACGGAAAGAAUGUAGCCAGCUCCUAAUGUUUUUCUUAAAGUUAAUCAUUGUACCGGAGAAGAGUACGCUACACAGUCAGAGCGCUGUCUUCUGAUAAAAUGUCCGCUGGUGAAUUCUCAUCCAAGUGGAGAAGUGCAACUGAAGGACAAAAUUAGUCUGAUUCUCGAGCAGAAAUUACAAUAAGAAGCAUUUUAGAACUGCGUUUCCAAAACGCAACAAGAUAUUUCUCAUUAAAAAGUAUAUAUAUAUUUUAAAGUCAGUUUAGAACAAAUUCUUAUUUACUCAUGCGUUUUAAAAUACAUUUUUUUGCGUUGUGGUGAACAACGCAGAAUUCUGCAUUAACGUGACCCCUGAGUCAAAGGAGUGAAAUGUUACCACAGACUGAAUUUCAGGCUAGUUAAUUUUGGGGUUUCAUUCAUUCUGAAUAUUCAUGUCCACUUCCCAACAUGCAGAUAAACAUGGUAGUCCUCAUGUGCACUGCCCGUCCAACAUUCACUCACUGCUCAUAUUGACCGAGUAUAAAUUCUACAAAUAGUUUUUUCCCCUUCCUAUAACAUGAAACAGUGGGUGAACAGCAUGAAUCUGACCAACAGGGUAACUUCACUUUUCUUCAGUUCAGAAUACUAUAAUAACCGUCCACAGGAAUGUACUCUCAAUGUGUUGUUGGGUCAGCUCAUAAUAUUGCAAAUCCCUAUGCUGGGCAUACACUACAAUACUUCUAAAAUCUUAACUUGCAAUUGUUUACAUUUCCCGUUUGUUUUCCCCCCCCCCCCCCCCCCUCGUCACAAAUCUUUAAUUCCGUCCAUGUUCAGCCCCGGGACGUGGGUGCUCACGUUACACUGUGAUUCCCUACUUGAUCCUACCCAGUGUUUUCUCCGUUGUCAUAGAAAUAAAAUGUCAUAACACAAACAGCUGUUUUAUUGGAGUGAAGAAACCGAUGGAGGCGCAGAAUAAGGACUAUAUUAAAUAAUGACAUGAAAUUGGUGGAGUUUAUUUUGCAUGGCCCCGGUGCGUGGAGAUUUCACGUUAAGGACCAUUGGGGGAAAAGAAUUGCAACGCUGUUCAUCGGGCCAUGUAACACCAACUCACCCAUUUGAAAAGGCAGCUGUGUUCUUUCCACAGCUCCACCAAUCAGACUCCCAUCACCUCGGUCCACACCGGGCGUGUUGUUGCGUCUCUCUUCACCGUCUCUUUAGGUCUCAUUGGCAUCAGACCCCUUGCCCAAUCGCGUCGUACACCACUGCUCAUACUACAAGAUGCACGACCAACAUUUUAAGACAUGUCAGAAAAUGUAAAAUCGGGAAAGCCGACAAAAGGUCUGGGGAACGGAAGAGCCGACAUCCGUUGUGUCCUUGACCUCUCAAACGACCAGAAUCCCGACGUACUGAUGAUCCUAACCCAAGUUCAUAGGAAAUGUGUAGCUUAUGCCUGGCAUUAGCUGAAAAAGGUCCCAUUUUGUUAUGAUUUAGUAGCAUUCGUUCUGCUCAGGCUAGGUUACAUUUGUGUUUUACAUUUUUAAAUGAAGUAAAAAAAUAUAUAUGUAUAUGUUGUGCUUCAUGAAUAGCCAUUUCUCAUCUGUCCAGACAAUAUGCUGUACUCCUCAGAGUAGAUUCAUUUCAGAUUUUUUUUUACAUUACUGGGCCAUGUAAAAUCAAACCAUAUAGUAUGACAUACAAUGAAAUGACCAAGACAUGGUUACAGACAGUGAUUUAUUUAAUAUAGAUGUGCAAUGUAAAACAUGUUUUUUUUCUUUCGCAAUAUUCUGGAUGUGACGUAUUUUCCCCCCUAUAAAAAGGUCAGAGAUCACUGUUAUUGCUGCAAUACUGUUUUGUGAUGUUGAAAAAGCACUUUAAUUCAGAAUGCCUCAGUGUUGUCUGCUUUUAGAGCUCAAAUAAGGGAACUAAUGUCUUGCGUAAUUGGUCAGCUGCUUGAAGUUCUGGGUCCAUGCGUGUUUUAAAAUGAGCUGAACUGCAACGAGAAGCUCCACCCUCUCUCUUUGCAAAGCUACUGCUGCUCGUCCCCCCCCCCCCCCCCCAUUCCACAGUACCAGUUAUGUUUACGUACAUCUGUCCCAAGAGAUUAAGCUAUACAAGUGCCGUGUCAAUCACUGCAAGUCCUUUUUAAAAUAAUCAAUAAACUGCUUUAAAAAAAAAAA